Molecule: messenger RNA, 4628 nt
Organism: Cricetulus griseus (Chinese hamster)
Lineage: Eukaryota; Metazoa; Chordata; Mammalia; Rodentia; Cricetidae
Source: RefSeq, a predicted model, not a curated record
GUGCCAGAACAGCUUCUCCCUCUGCCUGCGGAUGAGGAGGUAGCUCUCAGCCAGUGCUCCAGCGUCUGUCUACAGUCACCAUAUCCUGCCAUGAUGAUAAUGGGCUAGACUCUGAAACUUAAUAAAAGACUGGUGGCCUUAGUGCCCAUGCCCAGUGACCCUCCCUUCAAUACCCGAAGAGCUUACACCAGUGAGGAUGAAGCCUGGAAGUCCUAUCUGGAGAACCCCCUGACUGCGGCCACCAAGGCAAUGAUGAGCAUCAAUGGUGACGAGGACAGUGCAGUUGCCCUGGGCCUUCUGUAUGACUACUACAAGGUUCCUCGAGACAAGCGACUUCUGUCUGUGAGCAAAGCAAGCGACAGCCAAGAAGACCAAGAAAAAAGAAACUGUCUCAGCACCGGUGAAGCCCACAGCACUUUGGUCGGAGGCGAGAACCGAGUGCAGGUCCUGAAGACCGUCCCGGUGAACCUCUGCCUCAGCCAGGACCACGUGGAGACCUCGAAGCGCGAGCAGUACAGCGUGUCCAUCACCGAGAGCCCCGCCGUCAUCCCCGUGUCGGGCAUCACCGUGGUGAAAGCCGAGGACUUCACGCCGGUGUUCAUGGGGCCCCCGGUGCACUAUCCCCGCGCCGACGGCGAGGAGCAGCGCGUCGUUAUCUUCGAGCAGACUCAGUAUGACCUGCCCUCCAUAGCCAGCCACAGCUCCUAUCUCAAGGACGACCAGCGCAGCACCCCCGACAGCACCUACAGUGAGAGCUUCAAAGAGGGGGCCGCGGAGAAAUUCCGGAGUGCUUCCGUUGGUGCUGAAGAGUAUAUGUAUGACCAGACAGCAAGUGGUACAUUUCAGUACACCCUGGAAGCCACCAAAUCUCUCCGUCAGAAGCAGGGCGAAGGCCCCAUGACCUACCUCAACAAAGGACAGUUUUAUGCCAUAACACUCAGCGAGACUGGAGACAACAAAUGCUUCCGACACCCUAUCAGCAAAGUCAGGAGUGUGGUGAUGGUGGUCUUCAGCGAAGACAAAAACCGAGACGAGCAGCUGAAAUACUGGAAAUACUGGCAUUCCCGGCAGCACACGGCCAAGCAAAGGGUCCUUGACAUUGCUGACUACAAGGAGAGCUUCAACACCAUCGGGAACAUUGAAGAGAUCGCGUACAAUGCUGUCUCCUUUACCUGGGACGUGAAUGAAGAGGCAAAGAUUUUCAUCACGGUGAAUUGCUUGAGUACAGACUUCUCCUCCCAAAAGGGCGUGAAAGGACUCCCUUUGAUGAUUCAGAUCGACACAUACAGCUAUAAUAACCGCAGCAACAAACCCAUCCACAGAGCGUACUGUCAAAUCAAGGUCUUCUGUGACAAGGGAGCAGAAAGAAAAAUCCGUGAUGAAGAGAGAAAGCAGAACAGGAAGAAAGGGAAGGGCCAGGCCUCCCAAACGCAGUGCAACAACUCCUCUGAUGGGAAGUUGGCCGCCUUACCUUUACAGAAGAAGAGUGACAUCACCUACUUCAAAACCAUGCCGGACCUGCACUCGCAGCCGGUACUGUUCAUCCCAGAUGUCCACUUUGCAAACCUGCAGAGGACUGGACAGGUGUAUUACAACACAGACGAUGAACGAGAAGGCAGCAGUGUCCUGGUUAAACGGAUGUUCAGACCCAUGGAAGAUGAGUUUGGUCCAGCCCCAUCCAAGCAGAUUAAAGAAGAAAACAUAAAGCGAGUGCUUUUGUACGUGAGGAAGGAAAAUGACGACGUGUUUGAUGCUCUGAUGCUGAAGUCACCCACGGUGAAGGGCCUGAUGGAAGCGCUGUCUGAGAAGUACGGACUGCCAGUGGAGAAAAUCACGAAGCUUUAUAAGAAGAGCAAAAAGGGCAUCCUCGUGAACAUGGACGACAACAUUAUCGAACACUAUUCAAACGAGGAUACAUUCAUUCUUAACAUGGAGAGCAUGGUGGAGGGUUUCAAGAUCACACUUAUGGAGAUCUGAGCCCUGACACGAGUCCCCUUGACAGGAGCCUCCUUCAGUGCACUCCUUCCUGGGAUAGAUAGGAUACUGGCCGCCCCCAGAACCUGGAGAUCCGUCUCACCCGCCUCACAAGACUGUUACAAGACUGCUGGGAAGGGGGCGGGGCCCAAGGCCCCGGUGACCGGCAAUGUUCGACUCUUCUGUUUGCUCCCCAUGGAGCUGAAGCCUGAGCCCCUCAGCAAAUUUCUUUGGGCCUGUCAGGUCCUUAUUUAUUGCCCAUUUCCCCCCCUAAGAGCCCGGAGUCCAGGCCCUCCGGGACUCUACAAGUUACUGAUAGCUCCCCCUUGAAGGGAAACGCACCCAGUCCACUCAUCUCUGAGGGCCCGGGGAGCUGGUGUGUCUUUUUUUCUUACCUCUCUGCAUCUCCUGAAUGGAUGGACCGGACGAGCUGCUUCAGUGUGGCAGGCUUCUUCAUGUGCGGGGUGAGAAGGGCACCCACUUCCUGGCCCCAAACCUCCAGAUAGCUCUGAGGAAGGUCAUUUUACUAAAUACCUCCAGGGGUUCUCAGCAAGUAGCCACUGGGCCUUGCACAGGAAGACGUUCCGAUAGCACGUCAGUGAUAAGGAACACAGAGUGUGCCUGGUGACCAUGUACAUACUUUGUACAUAAUAUCGCAAUAAUAUAUUUUACCUGUGGUGUGUGGGUGUGUUUACUGCCACUGGCCUGGAAGAGACACAUACCUAGACACUCAGAGAAUCCAGGUGGUACCUUGGCGUGUCAUGUGACUGUGGUGAUUGCCAGGAUCGACUCUCCAUUGGGUGGUGCCUGAGGACUUGUUUCCCGGUUCCCAGACGGAGCCCUUUUUCCUCAAAUGUGACUGGCUCCCUUGAGGCCAUCACAUUUUUAUCUCCUGGCGAUGUCUGGGAAAGGCCACGCUGUCAGUGCCUUGUUUCCCUUUGGCAUGGGGCAUCUUAAGCCUUUUGCGAAGUUCCUGCAGGGGUUUGCGCCGGGGCCCUGUGGCUGGGCCCUGCUGCAGAACUGCUUGGCCGUUGUGGGGAUCCUGGACACUGUGGUGCCUCACGGUUUACAAGCAUGUCCUUCAUCUCAAGUGGCCCCUUUGGAAACCCCGCUGCAGCCUUGCGAAGCGAGCCAGCAGCUCGGCUGGACUGUGAUGCUGCAGCAGAUGUUGCUUCUGGGGACCAGAAGCGGUGGGGCUAUCCACGCAGGCUGUGGAAAGCCUCGCGAGCCCCCAGCACUUCUAAAACCAGCUUUGGGGGCGCACACCAGAGUUUCCUCCUUACCCUUUGGUGGUCGAGAGAAAACUAACCUGAACAGUCACACGCGAGCAUGCCCCGUCGUGGGCCGCAGCUCUCUGUGAGUGGGCAGGUCGGUAGCUUACGGACUUGUACGUGCCCCCGUGGGCUGAGCACUAGUUUGGGUAGCCAGGCGCAUCUCACUCCAAGGCCUGGAUGAUGGGACAGCUUCCAUGGAAAGGUCCAGAUUCGUCUGUAAAGCACUUUGAUGUCUUACCUGGAGGCUCCGUCCUCGGCUCCUGCCUUCUUGCCCCAUCUGCCCCUUAGGCCCAGAGCAGCUGAGGUUGACUCGAGCCCAGCUACUCCUCUCCAAAGCUGGAGGCGAAAAGAACCGGAUGGAGAGUAGGUGCCGUAACGAAGAGGAUCCCAAGAGAUAGCAGGGACGCCUUUCUGAGAGCCCCGUACUCCUUAUUCUUUGUGUUGCCAAAGGUUUGCAUCCUGCGCUCAGCUCCGCUCCAGCCCCCUCCUCCACUCCUAACCCAAGUCCUUGAACCAGCAGCUUGGGGACCCUCCAGGGUACUGGCGGGUGUCUGAUCUAAGAUGGACUAACUCUGUUGGACAUACGCAUGCUCUUCAGCUCCUGGGGUUAGCUCAAACCGUGACUGGCUGAUCUUACAGGUGCGAACAAGGGUCCCUUGUGAUAGACAUCACCAGAACAAGGGACAGAAGCCAGUGCCACAGAGUGACAGUGUCAGGUCCUGGAGUGUCCCUUGGGGGACUUCCAUGUGUCUGCCCCUUGCUGUGUUAGCAGAAUUUUGCUGAGAGUCAUGUCUUGAACAAAAACACUCUAGCAAGAUAGAAAAGCUUGCCUCGACUUUGCCCUGAAAAAUCUCACCCAAAUAAAGGUUGUUUUUUGUUUUUUUGUUUUGUUUUGUUUUGUUUUUUGUUUUUUUGUAAUCCAUAAAAGAUGGGAGGAUGCAUGAGGCCAGAAAGUGUUUUUGGUCAAUGACCUUACAUUGUUGAAACUUCCCUGGUGUUUAGAUAUUGGAACCGACAAAAAAUACACAGUGGGCUGUCAUGUUUCAAAUCAGUUCCUAAAAGAUAUGUGCUAGCUAAUGCAGGAACCUGGGGAGCAUGAAAUGAGUUAAAACAUUUAUUUUUUUUUCCUUCGUAUUUAACAGUCAUGGAAAAGCAAGAGGAAAAGAGGGUUUGUGCCAAAUUCUAAGAAUGGCUCUUUCUGAAAGGUGAGGCAGGGGAGAUGAAUAUGCCUACAGUUCUGCUCCCACAUAAAAAAGAGUAAAUGUAACUUAAUAGUUUUGUAAAUGGGAAAGGGGGAAUCUAUAAACUAUAAAUAUGUUAUUUUAUUUUUUUGUACAUUUUUAAGAAGAAAAAUAAAUAAAUAUUCGUAACACGUGUCAA